This is a messenger RNA of Vanrija pseudolonga, 648 nucleotides long. RefSeq lists its product as uncharacterized. The coding region runs from base 1 to 648 and encodes 215 amino acids. NCBI's taxonomy places the organism in Eukaryota, Fungi, Basidiomycota, Tremellomycetes, Trichosporonales, Trichosporonaceae. The transcript has a single exon. The record is from RefSeq and is a predicted model, not a curated record.
AUGUCCACCACCUUCGCAUACCAGCCUACCCAUCCCCAAGGCUUUGCCCAUCACUAUCACUACCCUCCUCACGUCCACCACUCUGCUGCCAUGCCAAGCCAUCAGCCCUCUUACUGUGAUUCGGGUCUCGGCCAAGCCGGCCCAGUCGUCCACUACCCAACCCCCCACCACUACCAGCCCAAGCACCAGCAGCAGCAGAAGGAGAGCCCAUGUCAGGACCUCCUUCCACUGCAGGGCCACCCCACGCCAUACGCUCAGUACGCCGAGCUUCCUAUCGUCGACGACUAUGGCUUCUACUAUGAGCCCCUCACCACCACCCCUUCGGCCAUCCCCAUUCCCCAGUCCAACAGGCAGUCCACGCCCAGUGCGCUAGGCCUCAACAACUCUCUCGGCCUCUCCAACGUCCCCGCACCCGACGUCGAGUCGCCCAUCACGGUAGACCUCGAGGCCUUCACUGCCUACGAGGCCAACCUCCACUCCUACCACCACGACAUGCUCAAUGCAUGGCUCGACCGCCCCGAGACUGCUCGCGACCACACGAGCCCCCCUCCCCCACCCACGCCAACCAUGGCCUACCUCGAGCUCGAUGACGACAGCGACGAGGACCUCGACAUUGUCUCUGGCGGAGUCCGCCUCCUCGCGCUGUAA